This is a messenger RNA of Molossus molossus (Pallas's mastiff bat), 1305 nucleotides long. It is a transcript of the gene SFN, whose product is annotated as stratifin. NCBI's taxonomy places the organism in Eukaryota, Metazoa, Chordata, Mammalia, Chiroptera, Molossidae. Gene Ontology annotation, biological process: signal transduction. The record is from RefSeq and is a predicted model, not a curated record. The transcript has 2 exons. Bases 58 to 804 code for a protein of 248 amino acids. Gene Ontology annotation, molecular function: protein kinase binding. Gene Ontology annotation, cellular component: cytoplasm.
CGCCCAUCAGAAGCGACGAGCCAACCUACGGAGCCAAGGCUGAUGCCAGCAUGAUCCAUGGAGAGAGCAAGUCUGAUCCAGAAGGCCAAGUUGGCAGAACAGGCCGAACGCUAUGAGGACAUGGCAGCUUUCAUGAAGAGUGCUGUGGAAAAGGGUGAGGAGCUAUCCUGCGAAGAGCGAAACCUGCUGUCAGUGGCCUACAAGAAUGUGGUGGGUGGCCAGAGGGCUGCCUGGAGGGUCCUGUCCAGUAUCGAGCAGAAAAGCAAUGAGGAGGGCUCGGAGGAGAAGGGCCCAGAGGUGCAAGAAUACCGGGAGAAGGUGGACACUGAGCUCCGGGGCGUGUGCGACACCGUGCUGGGCCUGCUGGACACCCACCUCAUCAAGGAGGCUGGUGACGCCGAAAGCCGGGUCUUCUACCUGAAAAUGAAAGGCGACUAUUACCGCUAUCUGGCCGAGGUGGCCACUGGUGAUGACAAGAAGCGCAUCAUCGACUCUGCCCGGUCAGCCUACCAGGAGGCCAUGGACAUCAGCAAGAAGGAGAUGCCGCCCACCAACCCCAUCCGCCUGGGCCUGGCCCUGAACUUUUCUGUCUUCCACUAUGAGAUCGCAAACAGCCCUGAGGAGGCCAUAUCACUGGCCAAGACCACCUUUGAUGAGGCCAUGGCUGACCUGCACACCCUCAGUGAGGACUCCUACAAAGACAGCACCCUCAUCAUGCAGCUGCUUCGAGACAACCUGACUCUGUGGACCGCCGACAAUGCCGGGGAAGAGGGGGGUGAGGCACCUGAGGAGCCCCAGAGCUGAGCCUCGCUGCUACCCUCCCUGCCCUGCCCUGCCGCUCCAGUCCCCCACCCCCAGCAGAGAGGACUAGCAUGGGGUGGGAGGCCCGACCCUUCUCCCUGAAUGCUCUGCCCCAGCUCAGAGGCUCCAUAGAGAGGGACCAGCAGAGCUGAAGCCACCUGGAGCCAUUGGGUCCCACUCUUCCUGCAGCUGUCGGGUGCUCCUAACCACUGGUCAUUCCAUCCAGCCCUGCUCUCUGCACCCCUUCUCGAGACCCUCCCCGUGAACGGGAUCACUUCUUCCCCCCUCUUGAUUCCCUCCUGACCCUGCUGCCUCUGGAUCUUAGGAAUUGAGGAGUGUCCCACCCUUGUGGCUGAGAACUGGACCGCAUGGCAGAGAGGCUGGAGAGUGAGAGUGUGUGUGUGUGUGUGUGUGUGUCUGUGUGUGCGCGUGUGUGUGACCCAGAACGAGAGGGAAAGCAUGCCUGCUGGGUGUGACCAUGUUUCCUCUCAAUAAAGUUCCGUG